This is a messenger RNA of Topomyia yanbarensis, 1773 nucleotides long. RefSeq lists its product as uncharacterized. Bases 1 to 1773 code for a protein of 590 amino acids. The record is from RefSeq and is a predicted model, not a curated record. Gene Ontology annotation, molecular function: nucleic acid binding; zinc ion binding. The transcript is spliced from 3 exons. Lineage: Eukaryota; Metazoa; Arthropoda; Insecta; Diptera; Culicidae.
AUGAAGCAAGGUGCUACCGAGCGUUUAGCGCAUUUUGUCCUACGUUUGCGACAGCAGUUAGUGGACUGUGGUUUGGAGAAAUACUCCAGUGAGGUGAAACAGGUAAUGGAAGAAACCAUGUUAAUUGAUGUAAUCGUAGAAGGUUGUACAUCUUCGGAACUUCGCCGGAGAAUAUUAGAGCGUGAUCAGUCCCUCUCUGAGAUAGAGGUUUUAGGAGAAUUACUGCGAAUCCAAGAGAAAGAGCUGAAUAACGUAAACCAGCGAACGGAGAGCAACACGAUGGAAGUUCAUAAGGUUCAAGAGCAGGGCAGAGGUAAAAUGCUCCGCAAGCAGAGUCGUUUCCUCAAACGAUUUGGCUCUACUGAUUCGAACGAGGCUAGCAAAGCGAACAGCAGGAUGUGUUUUGCUUGUGGACGAUACGGACAUAUUUCCAAUACUCCUUCAUGCCCGGCAAAAGGGCAAAUUUGCCACAAGUGCCAGAGACCAAACCAUUUUGCAAAGUUUUGCCGGCAGCGUAAACAUUCUACUGUUGAGAUGUCUAGUAAAAUCCGAGCUGUGAGCGAUGUCACCGACACAAAUUCCGAAAAGGAGGAGCCGGCCGAUUGUUCAGGAAAAGACUACUACACUUUUUAUACUGGAAACACUACAAACAUAAUAACCUGUCAGAUAGAAGGCAUUGAUACGGAAAUCUUCAUCGAUUCAGGAUCGGAUGCAAAUCUUGUCACUGUUACAACAUGGAAUUAUCUCAAAGAGAAAAGAGUCGAUGUUCAACAAUGUGUAAAAGGAAGCACCAACAUAUUGAAGGCGUACGGGAGUGAUAUACCAUUGGAAAUUUUGGGUAUUUUCAAGGCUGUCGUCAAUGUUGGCAAUGAAGUGAAUCAGGUGAAGGAAAAGGAUAAUGGGAAUCUACCGUUUUCUAAAUUAGUUGAUAUGCUAGUGCACAUCAAAAUGCAUCCAGCGAUCACGCCCUGUUUUCAACCUUUGCGUCGUAUUCCCAUUCCUAUGGAAUCUGCUGUUAAUCAGAAGCUAGACGAGUUGCUGAAGAGGGACAUUAUCGAAGCGAAGAAAGGACCUGUUACGUGGGUAUCACCGCUGGUGGUGGCCAAGAAAACAAACGGUGAUAUACGUCUCUGUGUAGAUUUGCGACGCGUAAACCAAGCGGUGGUCAGAGGUCGACACCUGAUGCCAAUAAUUGAAGACAUAUUAAUGAGAAUUGGGAAGGGUAAAAUCUGGACUGUCUUGGAUAUUAAAGAUGCAUUCUUUCUGCUGGAGCUAGAUGUUGAAACGCGAGACGUAAUGACUUUCAUUACUCAUAGAGGGUUAUACUGCUUUAAGCGCCUGCCCUUUGGAUUGGUUUCAGCGCCCGAGAUUUUUCAGCGGGCAAGGGACGAAAUUCUCGCCGAUUGUGAGGGUUGUUACUGGUACCUUGAUGACGUGGUGAUCGAGGGAAGCACCGAUGAGGAACAUGAUGCUCGUUUGAACAAGCCGUUCGAUGAAACCGAGGAGCUAUUGGUACACGAGAUUGUAACAACUGCUGUUAACGCGAUUGCGCUGAAGUGGGAGGAUAUUAAAAGAGCCAGUCGAGACGACGAACAGAUCAAUGAUAUAUUUGAUGCCCUCGAAACUGGAUGUAGCGAUGAUUUACCGUUAGUUUUCAAAUCCACAUUUAAGGAAUUGUGUAGGGUAGACGAUGUUUUACUCAGAGGUGAUCGCAUCGUUAUACCGGAAAUACUACAAGGUCGAGUAGUUCAGUUGGCACAUGAAGGGGAUUAG